This is a messenger RNA of Theileria annulata, 693 nucleotides long. RefSeq lists its product as uncharacterized. The transcript is spliced from 6 exons. Gene Ontology annotation, cellular component: nucleus; cytoplasm. The coding region runs from base 1 to 693 and encodes 230 amino acids. Gene Ontology annotation, molecular function: heat shock protein binding. The record is from RefSeq and is a predicted model, not a curated record. Lineage: Eukaryota; Apicomplexa; Aconoidasida; Piroplasmida; Theileriidae.
AUGGGAAAAAAUAAAACUCCUAAACUUUAUCUUCUAUUAGGCAUUGACCAAACCGCUACUACUCGGGAUGUUGUUAAGGCCUAUAGGCUGGCCGCUCUUAAAUCUCACCCUGAUAAACUCCAAGGAUUAAGUAAAAAAGAACAAGAAGAUGCCAAAAAUCACUUCGUUCAGCUCAAACAUGCCUAUGAAAUCCUAAAGGAUGACCAUAAGCGCAAGAACUACGACGAAUUCGGAUGGGAAGGGGAAGAAGAGGCCGCAUUUGCUGCAGCCUAUGAGUUUUACAGGACUCCAGUCACACAAGAAGACAUUGUUGACUUCUCCAAAACCUACAAAGGAAGUAAAUCUGAAUCUGAAGAUCUUCUUGAUUUCUACAAUAAAUAUGAUGGAGACUUGACGAAUUUAUUAUUUUCAAUACCCUUAUCGGAUACAGAGGAUUUGGAUAGAUUCCUUGAUUUCUUUAACAAGAACAUUAAGUCGAAGAAACUGAAAUCUACACCAAAUUUCGUCAGGACGUCGAAACCAAAACACUUAACAAGCAUGAAAAAUAAAUACAAAAAGACCUGUAAAAAGGCUGAAAAAACUGAAAAUGACAUGGAUUUUGAAGAGCUCUCAGCCCAAAUUUUGGUAAUUUUAUAUAAACUUAUGUUUUCAAGGCUAACCGUAAGAAGAGGAGUGACAAUUUCUCAAGCCUGA